AUGCUGGCUUGCCUCCGGAAGGAGGCGUGGCAGCCUCCGGAGGCUUGUGAUGAAGAGCUCGAAAAGCUCCUGGCGGCCGUUGCCACGCCGCUGCUGGAGGCAAUGCAAACUCCUCAAGCGCCUGUCUCGGCGCCCUUGAGUAUCGCUGCUCCUCCAACCGUCAUGGCACGGCGACCUCCGGCCUGCUUCACGCCGAUGACUCCCAUGGCUGUGCAGAGAUAA
This is a messenger RNA of Symbiodinium sp. CCMP2592, 222 nucleotides long. The record is from the annotation of a GenBank genome assembly. Lineage: Eukaryota; Dinophyceae; Suessiales; Symbiodiniaceae.